Molecule: messenger RNA, 2140 nt
Organism: Ochotona princeps (American pika)
Lineage: Eukaryota; Metazoa; Chordata; Mammalia; Lagomorpha; Ochotonidae
Gene: ACHE
Product: acetylcholinesterase (Cartwright blood group)
Exons: 5
Coding region: 102-1946 (614 amino acids)
Biological process (GO): choline metabolic process; acetylcholine catabolic process
Cellular component (GO): plasma membrane
Molecular function (GO): acetylcholinesterase activity
Source: RefSeq, a predicted model, not a curated record
GUCAGAGUCGGCUCAGCCUGCGCCGGCGAACGUCGCCGCCUCCAGCUCCCGGCGCGGCCCGGCCGCCUCAGCAGACGCCGCCGCGACCUGCCCUGGCAGCCAUGAGGCCCCCCUGGUGUCCCCCGCACACGCCCGCCCUCGCCUCCCCACUGCUGCUUGUCCUCCUGGCGCUGCUGGGAAGAGGGACAGAAGCUGAGGGCCGGGAGGACCCGGAGCUACUGGUGACGGUGCGCGGGGGCCGGCUGCGGGGUAUCCGCCUGAAGGCCCCCGGAGGCCCGGUCUCUGCUUUCCUGGGCAUCCCUUUCGGGGAGCCUCCGGUGGGCCCCCGGCGCUUCCUGCCCCCGGAGCCCAAGCGGCCCUGGUCGGGGGUACUGGACGCCACAUCCUUCCAGAGUGUCUGCUACCAGUAUGUGGAUACCCUGUACCCUGGCUUUGAGGGCACCGAGAUGUGGAACCCCAACCGCGAGCUAAGCGAGGACUGUCUCUACCUCAACGUGUGGACGCCCUACCCCCGGCCUACAGCCCCCGCCCCAGUCCUGGUCUGGAUCUAUGGAGGUGGCUUCUACAGUGGUGCUUCCUCGCUGGACGUGUACGAUGGCCGCUUCUUGGCCCGGGCAGAGGGCACCGUGCUGGUGUCCAUGAACUAUCGGGUGGGCGCCUUUGGCUUCCUGGCCCUGCCGGGCAGCCGGGAAGCCCCGGGCAACGUGGGCCUGCUGGACCAGAGGCUGGCGCUGGAGUGGGUGCAGGAGAAUGUAGCAGCCUUCGGCGGGGACCCCGGGUUGGUGACGCUGUUUGGGGAGAGUGCAGGUGCGGCCUCCGUGGGCCUGCACCUACUGUCCCCACCCAGCCGGGGCCUGUUCCACCGGGCAGUGCUGCAGAGUGGUGCUCCCAAUGGGCCCUGGGCCACGGUGGGUGUAGGCGAGGCCCGCCGCAGGGCCACGCUUCUGGCCCGGCUGGUGGGCUGCCCCCCGGGUGGUGCCGGUGGCAAUGACACAGAGCUGGUGGCUUGCCUACGGACACGGCCAGCCCAGGACCUGGUGGAUCACGAGUGGCAUGUAUUGCCGCAAGAGAGCAUCUUCCGUUUCUCUUUUGUGCCCGUGGUGGAUGGGGACUUCCUCACCGACACUCCCGAGGCCCUCAUCAACGCUGGAGACUUCCAGGGCCUACAGGUGCUGGUGGGUGUGGUGAAGGAUGAGGGCACCUUUUUUCUGGUUUACGGGGCCCCAGGCUUCAGCAAAGACAACGAGUCUCUCAUCAGCCGGGCCCAAUUCCUGGCUGGGGUGCGGGUCGGGGUUCCCCAAGCCAGCGACCUGGCGGCCGAGGCUGUGGUCCUGCAUUACACAGACUGGCUGCACCCCGAGGACCCGGCACGGCUGAGGGAUGCCCUGAGUGACGUGGUGGGCGACCACAACGUAGUGUGCCCCGUGGCCCAGCUGGCUGGGCGCCUGGCCGCCCAGGGUGCCCGGGUAUAUGCCUACGUCUUCGAGCAUCGUGCCUCCACACUCUCCUGGCCCCUCUGGAUGGGCGUGCCCCAUGGCUACGAGAUCGAAUUCAUCUUCGGGCUCCCUCUGGAACCCUCGCUCAACUACACGGCCGAGGAGAGGACCUUUGCCCAGCGGCUGAUGAGAUACUGGGCCAACUUCGCCCGCACCGGGGAUCCUAAUGACCCCCGCGACCUCAAGGCCCCGCAGUGGCCCCCGUACACCGCGGGGGCGCAGCAGUACGUGAGCCUGAACUUGAGGCCCCCAGAAGUGCGGAGGGGACUGCGUGCCCAGGCCUGCGCCUUCUGGAAUCGCUUCCUGCCCAAACUGCUCAGCGCCACCGACACGCUGGAUGAGGCGGAGCGCCAGUGGAAGGCAGAGUUCCACCGCUGGAGCUCCUACAUGAUGCACUGGAAGAACCAGUUCGACCAUUACAGCAAGCAGGACCGCUGCUCCGACCUGUGAGCGGUGCACUCGCCGCCCAACGCGCCUGUACAUACUGUUAUUUAUUGACGGGCUGGGCUCCAACAUGCGCGCCCAGACCCUGCGCCCCCGCCUCCCCCGGGGCUCCCCCGUCCUCUGCAUGUCUCGGGUCGAGCUCCCUCCCCCGCGGUGCCUUCGCCCCUCCUGGGCUGCCAAUAAACUGUUCACAGCCACAA